Messenger RNA from Pseudophryne corroboree (corroboree frog), 3346 nucleotides. It is a transcript of the gene VASH1, whose product is annotated as vasohibin 1. The transcript has 7 exons. NCBI's taxonomy places the organism in Eukaryota, Metazoa, Chordata, Amphibia, Anura, Myobatrachidae. Gene Ontology annotation, cellular component: cytoplasm. The coding region runs from base 1963 to 2922 and encodes 319 amino acids. The record is from RefSeq and is a predicted model, not a curated record. Gene Ontology annotation, biological process: regulation of angiogenesis.
GGACUCCACCCUGUUCCCGGCAUGUGCGGAGUUAAUGAUGAUCCAGCUGUGACUGGGCGGUUCCUCGCCGGGAUCUGGGGCUUUGUCUGCAGGGUCCGGGGGUCCCAGGAAUAGGGGUCUGUGUGCAGGGUCCGGGGGUCCCAGGAGAAGGGGGUCUGUGUGCAGGGUCCGGGAUCCCAGGAGAAGGGAGUCUGUGUGCAGGGUCCGGGGUCCCAGGAGAAGGGAGUCUGUGUGCAGGGUCCGGGGUCCCAGGAGAAGGGGGUCUGUGUGCAGGGUCCGGGGUCCCAGGAGAAGGGAGUCUGUGACUGUGUGCAGGGUCCGGGGUCCCAGGAGUAGGUGGUCUAUGUGCAUGAUCCGGCUGUCCCAGGCAUAGGGUGUUUGUGCAGGGUCAGGGGGUUCCAGGCAUACUGGUAACUGUUAUUAAGGUCUGGGGGUCGUAGGAAUAGAAUCUGUGUGCAGGGUACAGGAUUCCCAGGAUUAAGGGGUCUGUGUGCAGGUUCUGGGGAUCCCAGGCAUUGGGUGUUUGUGCAGGGUCUGGGGGUCCCAGGACUUCUGUGGUAUCAGGAGCAGGGGGUCAGUGUACAGGGUCCGGGGUUCCCAGGAAUAGUUGGUCUGUGUGCAGGGUCCAGUGAUCUUUGUACAGACUCCGGUGGUCUCAGGAGCAGGGGGUCAGUGUACAGGGUCCGGGGUUCCCAGGAAUAGUAGGUCUGUGUGCAGGGUCCAGUGGUCUUUGUACAGACUUCGGUGGUCUCAGGAGCAGGGGGGUCAGUGUACAGGGUCUGGGGAUCCCAGGAAUAGUAGGUCUGUGUGCAGGGUCCAGUGGUCUUUGUACAGACUCCAGUGGUCUCAGGAGCAGGGGGUCAGUGUACAGGGUCCGGGGUUCCCAGGAAUAGUAGGUCUGUGUGCAGGGUCCAGUGGUCUUUGUACAGACUCCAGUGGUCUCAGGAGCAGGGGGUCAGUGUACAGGGUCCGGGGUUCCCAGGAAUAGUAGGUCUGUGUGCAGGGUCCAGUGGUCUUUGUACAGACUUCGGUGGUCUCAGGAGCAGGGGGUCAGUGUACAGGGUCCGGGGUUCCCAGGAAUAGUAGGUCUGUGUGCAGGGUCCAGUGGUCUUUGUACAGACUCCGGUGGUCUCAGGAGCAGGGGGUCAGUGUACAGGGUCCGGGGUUCCCAGGAAUAGUAGGUCUGUGUGCAGGGUCCAGUGGUCUUUGUACAGACUUCGGUGGUCUCAGGAGCAGGGGGUCAGUGUACAGGGUCCAGUGGUCUUUGUACAGACUUCGGUGGUCUCAGGAGCAGGGGGUCAGUGUACAGGGUACGGGGUUCCCAGGAAUAGUAGGUCUGUGUGCAGGGUCCAGUGGUCUUUGUACAGACUCCGGUAGUCUCAGGAGCAGGGGGUCAGUGUACAGGGUCUGGGGAUCCCAGGAAUAGUAGGUCUGUGUGCAGGGUCCAGUGGUCUUUGUACAGACUCCGGUGGUCUCAGGAGCAGGGGGUCAGUGUACAGAGUCUGGGGUUCCCAGGAAUAGUAAGUCUGUGUGCAGGGUCCAGUGGUCUUUGUACAGACUCCGGUGGUCUCAGGAGCAGGGGGUCAGUGUACAGAGUCCGGGGUUCCCAGGAAUAGUAAGUCUGUGUGCAGGGUCCAGUGGUCUUUGUACAGACUCCGGUGGUCUCAGGAGCAGGGGGUCAGUGUACAGGGUCCGGGGGUCCCAGGAAUAGUAGGUUUGUGUGCAGGGUCUGGGGGUCCUUGAAUUAGGGGUCUAUGUGUGCAGUUUCUGUGGGCUUUAGUCCCAUGGAUUAAUGGUUUCUGAUAGAGGCUAAUAGGAAUUAAUGGGGGGACGCUCAGAGGAAUACUUUUGCUGUGUGGAGGGCAGACGGCGGGAUACGGGGAGUGAUGUGUGGGGGUCUCGGGGCAGUGUAUAGCAUUGCUGGAGUAGGCUGUGCUGGGCCGGUAUGUGUAUGUGACAGGAAUGUCUGAGGGGCUUCAUAAUGGUGGGGUUGAUGAGGAUGGAGGAGUCCCAUUUUUUGUGAACAGGGGAGGACUCCCUGUUGACGAACCCACUUGGGAGCGGAUGUGGGGAUACGUGGCACGUACUCAUCCUGAUGGUGAAAAACUUGUCAAGUCGAUACGGACGGCUGAGGAACUGCCCCGGGUUCCAGUCCCCUCCCUGCCGGUGGUGGGCCCGGGGGUCUCAGUCCCAGAGAGAGUGGAAGCUGUACAGAGGUACAUCCGGGACCUGCAAUACAAUCACACAGGGACUCAGUUCUUUGAGAUCAAGAAGACGCGGCCCUUCACUGGACUGAUGGACCUGGCCAAAGAGAUGACCAAAGAAGCACUGCCAAUCAAAUGCCUGGAGGCGGUCAUUCUCGCCAUCUACCUGACUAACAACAUCUCCGGCCUGGAGCGUUUCCCCAUCAGCUUCAAGACUCAGUUCUCCGGAGGUUGUUUCAGGCAUAUUGUGCUGGGCUUACACUGGGGCGGACAUUUUGGGGCGGUUGGAAUAAGCCGAAGAGAAGAUCUGAUGUACAAGCCGCUCCGCUACCGCACGCUCAGCGAUCUGAUGGCGGACUUUCAGGAAGCGUACGGACGCUGCUGGCACACGCUGCGGAAAGUGAAGAUCGGCCCCUAUGUGUCACAUGACCCGCACAGUGUGGAGCAGAUCGACUGGAAGCACUCGGUUCUCGACGUGCAGGAGCUAGGCGUGGAGGCUCUGCGCAGGGAGCUGGAACGUCACAGCAGAGAGAUGCGACUCAGGAUAUCCAAGGGACCCCCUUCACCUAAAGAGCGGAAGAGGGAUAUUACCCAUUCACCCCAGCGAGGACAGUCCAGCCCUCAUCGCAGGGAGCGGCCAGACAGACGGCCGUCUGGGGAAAAACCUGCGGACCCCAACUCUCUACCUGACCUCGGCGGCUACCAGAUCCGGGUCUGAGAAGAGACCACCCACCUUAUGAACUUGCCCUUUUUCACCCCUUCAUGCUACCUGGAAUACCCCUCCCCCCACUAGUACAGUGACGCAAAGGGACCCGUGGCCAAUUCCAGAUCGGGCCAACUUGUUCCUGCAUCAAUGAAAUGUGAAACUUGAGAUGUGGGAACAAGAUGCUGUGGAGGGUGAAUGGAAUAUUGGGGAGGGGUCAGUUAAUAACCACUAUGGGGGGUAAAGGGCUACAGCUCCGUAUUAACCCUUUGCAGAUUGCCUUAUCACCAAGCCACAUGUGCCAGCCUGUCAGGACCCAGUAAUUGCUCUCAUGCCCGAUGUAUCGUGUGAAUGCACCGGCCUAGCGGAGAACCUUGUUUUCUGACCAUAUUUAUCCCAGCACUUUUACACUGAAUUCCCAAUAAACAAGUUAAGUCGG